Penicillium olsonii is the source of this 1422-nucleotide messenger RNA. The record is from the annotation of a GenBank genome assembly. Lineage: Eukaryota; Fungi; Ascomycota; Eurotiomycetes; Eurotiales; Aspergillaceae.
AUGACUUGGGACCAAAAUCGAAUGCGCGCUCAAUUUUGCCAUGCACUCUCCGAAAUGUACAAGAGCGAGGUACCUCUAUACGGCGACCUCAUCGACGUAGUCUACGAGGCAGACGCAAAAGCCAUUGAAAACAGCCAAGAGUCCGGAUUUUCAGUCAUCGAUCCCGAUGAUAUCCUACCGUCUCGACACCGCGUCGAGAGACACGGCGCUAUCCGACUAGGUACCGCAUUCGAGCUAGCCACCAUACGUCGCAUGUUUGCUGUGAUGGGAAUGUACCCCGUGGGCUACUACGACCUCAGUCUAGCCGGUUUCCCCAUGCAUGCCACUGCUUUCCGGCCCACGACGCAGCAAGCACUUGACAUCAAUCCAUUUCGUGUAUUCACCACUGUUCUGCGAAUGGAACUUUUGACGGAGAAAACACGAGAGCUGGCACAAAAGGCGUUAGAUCAACGUACCAUAUUCACUCCCCGUCUUCUUGAGUUACUGGAUAUUGCAGAGAGUCAGGGAUCCUUAACGCCUGAGCUAGGCACGGAGUUCAUCGCAAAUGGGUUGGAAACAUUCCGCUGGCAUUCAAAAGCUACUGUCACUCUUAAUGAAUACGAGCAGCUCAAGGCGGAGCACCCUCUGAUUGCGGAUAUUGUUUCAUUCCCAAGCUCACAUAUCAACCACCUCACGCCUCGAACGAUUGAUAUCGAUCUGGUCCAGAAACUGAUGCUGGAUCGCGGGAUGCCCGCCAAAGAGCGCAUUGAAGGCCCACCGAAGCGGGUGUGUCCUAUUCUUCUUCGACAGACAAGUUUCAAAGCACUCGAGGAGCUUGUUGAUUUCAGAGACACAUCUGAUUCGCACGUGAAAGGCUCCCACACGGCGCGCUUUGGUGAAGUUGAGCAGCGAGGAUACGCUUUGACUCGAAAGGGACGCUACCUCUAUGAUCAGAUCCUUGAGCAAGUCAAUUCAAAAGCUGCUGAAAAGGGUGUCAAAGGCAGUGACUAUGAUCAAUUAUUGGAAACUUGUUUCCACGAGUUUCCUGAUACUUUGUCUAGUCUUCAUGAUCGGGGCCUGGCAUACUUCUCUUACAAGAUAACACCACUGGGCGAGAAAUCCCUCCGUUCCAGCGUUGAGUCUCCGCCAGAUACAGCGGCAGCCGUCUCACUUCAGGAUCUUCUAGCCCAAGGGACGAUCGCGUAUGAGCCCCUCACAUACGAAGAUUUCCUUCCGCUAUCCGCAGGCGGAAUCUUCAACUCAAACCUGGGCAGUGUUUCUCUGUCAAAGAAAUUGAUCAUGGGUGCGGAUCCGGACCUUGACGGCUUCCAGCGCCUCCUUGGAGCUUGUGUCGCCGAUGAGUUCCACUUAUAUGAAGAGAUGCAAAAGCGAUCUUUGGAGGUCUGUAGACAGACGCUGCAGCUACAGACAAUCACAGUCUAG